AUUAGAUUAAAGGUUAACACUUGCUCAUGACGACGGGAAAUAGACCAGGAUGCAGUAGAUUACCAAUGCAAAAGUAAAACAGGAUAUGUUGAAGCUUGAAACAAAAGACAGGACUAUAAGAUACACUUUUGGGCUUAGAGCCUUCUAUAGUGAAAAGACAAAUAGAAGUAACAGAGCACAGUAAAAAGUUUUAGACAUCUCCUUUUUUGUUGCCGUAAGUAGGAUUAAAGGAGUUGAAAUAAUAUAAAAUUUAUAUUAAUAUUUAAUAUUAAUACUGUGAAAAAUGAGGUGGAGAAUCUUAAUGAAUCAAAACAUUUAGGGAUACAUACAUUUUGAGAAAUAAAAGAAUAGAAGGCAUUUAAAGAAAUAGAGAAACAUUACUAAGAGAGUAUUUGAUUAAUACUAUAAGGAGAUAUGAUUGCGAAAAGCUAAAUAAAUUUGUUUUCCACGAUAACUCUUUCCGGUGUGUUUGUGCAGGAAAAUAGUGCAAUAAUGGAUACAACUAAUGCACCUUUUCUUAUUCUCUGUGAAAGUGUGAAGAGACGGGGAAAAGUUUACCUUGUUCAAUAACCCGCAGAUGUUCUGUGAACAUAUCUGCCAUUCCUAUCCUUGUUUCGCCUAUAUAACCAGCAGAGUAUUUUAUGUUUCACUGUGCGUUUUAUGUCACACGAGUGGUCGUAAUGUUCAUUACAUCAAUGUCAUGACGCCUGUGGGACUCCAACUCUAGGUUCGAUUUCAGAGUUUGCCUUCUGUUAGAUGAGUUGCAAUACAACGUUAAAGAGUCCCAUCAUCUCCGGGUAAUAUAGAUGUAUGGGAAUACAUCAGUUUUGGCCGCUGGGCCACCUAAAACAUAUGUCACAAGUCAAGUAAAACAAGGGAACUAAAUUUUAAUUGGAAUUUCACGAUCAUUUUUUAAUAUUAUAUUUAUUUGUAUAUGUCUUUGCGAGCCCAUUACUUCUCGACUACUUUUCUCUAUAUUUAGGACUCAUGCUCUGCUGCCUGGUUACAAAAAUGUGUACGAAAGAAAGUUGCUAAAACAUAACCUUUUUUAAAACUUAAAUUUGUUCCCAUUUCUCAUGAUUUUAAAAAAAAAAAUAAUAUUAUUUUAAUGUGCGUCGUAUUGUUAAAAAUGAUAGAAUUAAAAAAAAUUCAUUCAGUUAUCCCGAGAUUAUCCUUUUGAAGGAGCUUUGAUUAAACAAAUAAAAAAAAUGAUGAAAUUUUAAACCAAAAAGAUGUUAAAAAUAUUUUUUUAUAAACCUCAUGCAUUGCCCAACAAUAAUAUAUGUAACAUAAUGAAUUUUAGACAAGGAUUCUAAAAGUUAUUGACUCUUUUGUAUGGUCAUUAGAUAUCUCACGAAAAACAUGCAAAAUGCAAGGAAUGUAAAGAGUUAAAAUAUAAUAAAUAUUCUCGAGUGUUUUUACUAUGUUAAAAGAAGGGUGUAUUUAAGAUUGAAAGAGUUAAAAAUAAAUGCAGAAGAUUGCAAGAGACCACUAUGUGUAGAAGUAUACUAUUGAUGACCUAUGAUCCACCAGGAAUUAAAAAAGACAAAGGAGAGAAUCGAAGAAUUUGACCAAAAGUAUAUUAUAAUUUAUAAAUAAAGAGAAUGUUAACUAUAAUAGAUACUGUUACAUUGACAUUGCUAUGGUUUUCUUUUAAAGUAAAAUAUGCCAAUGUCGAGUAAAAACGUAAUAAAAUAAUAUUUAAGAUAAGUUUUACAUUACUAUCCUGAUUUAAAUUAAUACGGAAAUUUUCAAACUUUUGCAAACGCUUAACUAUGAAGAGUUUAUCCAGAUAUUAUUAACCCAAAUGCAAUUCUGCUUUUAAUUAAAAAAAUCUUCUUUUUUUUUUCAUUCGUUCUCCCAAAGAUUGUGUUUCAAAGAUGUCUUAAAGUAAUGAAGUUACAAUUACAGGUCAAGCACAGCACAAAAUAACUAUCAUUUUGCGGAACCACAAUUCAGUUACGUCAUCUGAGUUUGUUGAAUAAAUAUAUAAUCCCAUAAUAUGCCAAGAACAAACAUCGAAUUACUGUAAGUCAGUUUCUAAGGUGUGGCUCGUACUUAAUAUGUGUCUUAUAUGAACUACAACACUGUUUAACUUCUUUGUUGGCAGCCUGAAAAAUGCUCGUUUUAGUUACUUCUUAAAAUCUGGUGGAGAUGUACCAAUACAAUACAUUUUAGUUAUUAAUAUGUUAAAAGCUAAUUUAAGAGGGAUAUUAUAUAAACAAUUACAUAAUUAUUGAAAGUAAUAAGAUUUAAAAUUUAAAUUGGGGAUUUUUAUUUUUCAUUGAUUUUAGAGUUAUGCAUUUAAGUUUGUAUAUUAUAUAUAUCUAUAGAUCUAUACCUAUAUCUAUCAAUCUAUUUAUCAAAACUGUACAUUUUUUUAAAGAAUUAAAAUUGUGAGCAAAUGUGUAUUUUUUUUAUUACGUGCUUUUGUGUUGUUUAUUCGAAUAGAAAAAAAAAACAAAGCAUUAUCUAUAUAAAAAUUACAGAAAUAAUUUAGCAGCUUUAUCAAUUGUUUUGGAAACACAAAUUAAAUAUUUUUUUUUUGAGUGACUUAUAGGGUUAAUGUUUUUAUCUUUAUUUUCAGAUAUUGGCAUUAGUAACAGUCUAUUAAAACGUUUUUAGUAGAGAAAGAUUUGUGAAAUGAUUUUACCAGCUGCAAGACUUUCAGUUGCUAUCUUUUUAUCCUUUAGGUUUUUCAUCGACAACUACUGUAAGUUUUUAAACAAUGUUAUUCUAUAAUUCAUCCUCCACACCUCUACCUUCCAAAAUAAUUGAAUAAAUAAUUUAUAAGUUUAAAAUGCAUCUCCUUUUAAGUAUAAAAAUUCAUAAAAUUAAAAUUAAAUGUAGUACAUGGGCAUAAUCUAAACAUUUAUGUAAAGCAAAAGUUAUGCGAUAAAAUACAUUGAAUGAAAUAAAGAAGGUCUUGUACAAUUACUAUAGUAAUAAUUUAAAAACGUGUUUGAAAUUUUACAUUUUUUUUUAAUAAAAUAAAAAUAAGAGACUUGUUUUGGAAAUAAUCUUAAUAAUGAAGACACAAUCAGUAGACAUCAUAGAAUAAUAAUAUAAAAAAAAUAUUAUUUAAAAUAAUUAAAAUAUUGUUUGUUUUUUUUUUUUUUCCUUUAUAAAAUUUUAACAAUGUUCUCUUUGUGACUUCUAGUGGUGAUGUGUGAGGUACUGUCUUGUAGUCCAGCUGAAAUCGGAAGUGACCAUGAAGUUAAAUUUAAUGUUACAAAUAAGUGCUCAGGUGGCGUCCCAAGACUCGAGUCAUAUGAAGGUGUUUAUUCUAAAUGUCCAAAAUACACAAUUAGAGAAGACGUCAAGGAAAGGUAUAAUGUUACUCUAUCAAAACAAAAUAGUGAUUAUAACAUCCUGACACUGUUGAUUUACAACAUCUCAUUGCCUACAGCAGGACAAGUCGUGUAUUUUAAUCUUAAUGAAGACAACACAUCAGAAAAUGGAAACUGUAAUAUUUCAGUUUAUCGUAAGUAUAGAAGUGCUAUGUUAUCGUCUUAAGUGGUUAUUCGUCUAUCGCGAGAGGUAGGUUCCAGAAACCAUCUCGAAAGUCGAAAAUCUGAGAAGUAGGGACCUUAUAUUUAACCUAUUAUUUGAACAUAUUUUAAUGCUUACUCAUUAUAAAGGUAAUGGAUAUAUUGUUCAAAAUGUACGUUUUAAUGUAAAAACAUCAACAUUCUAUGUGUGUAGGUUUCUUUUUAUUUUUAUAGUACGUUUAUUAUAUUUUUUUAAAUAUUUAUUUUGUUCCAUUUUAGGAAAAGCAGACGAUUUGAAUUGUACUUUUAAUAUAACCAAUGAGGGACUUAAAGUGGUUUGUUUGAGUUCUGAGAUAUACCCGGAUGGUCCUUGUGCAUUUGACAGCAAUUUAAAAAAUGCAAGUAUAAUAAUGUAUGCACUUAUAUAUUCCCCCUUGCACUAGAGGAAAAUUACAACUUGCAAGCGAUGAUCCUAAACUAAAUAUAUCGUGCAACUCUGAAUAUAUAAAUCAGUGUUUUAGACUUCGUGUUUUCAAUGUGUGUUUUACUUUUAAUUGAUAAGAGGUAUUUAAAAGGGUCUUGAUCCCUAAAGUACCAAUUUUUUUUUAAAAUAUACUUUUUAAACACAUAAUGUCAGUUAUUCCUGUUUACAUAUUCUAUAAUUUAACUAUUUCAGGGUACAUUCAGAAAGGAAGAUGUCAAUCUUAAUUCGUCAAGCAAGAGUCCAUACGUCACUAAGAAGUGCAGACUUGAGGUCCCAGUAGCGAACUUGGCACCGGGGUUACUGAUGGUUAACGUAACAGUUUACCCAAAUGUAACAGGUCAUGUAGAUGACAAGUACAAGUACGGAACACAAUCAAAUAAAGUUUUCAAACUAGGUUUGUUAGCAGGAAAAGACCGCUAAUAUGUUACAUUAAAAUAUGAAAAACUAAAACUGUUUUUACGACUAUUUUGUAAUUGUUAGUAAUGCCUCAAGAGACUCGUUAACCAUUUGUGUAUAAACUCAUACCUCACUUGCAUAGUCCCCAUCUUAUUUACACAGAUAGACCAUCAGUGAGACUAGACAACUGUAAGCCAGUUGUAAAAGAAGGAGAGAAUGUAACUUGUCGGUGUGAACGAUCUGAUUCAAGUGACGUUGAAAAUACCAUUUAUUGGUGUGAAAACUGUACACAUUGCAAAGUCAGUGACGGAUCUGUCUCAUUUAUUGCAAACAGAAGUAUUGAAGGUAAUUUUUCUAGUGAGAUUAUAAAUAUAUAACGAUAGAUAGGACUGUCUCAUGAUUUGUUUUAACUUUUAAAUCUGUUUUAGGAUUUUUUUUUUACACUAUAGAAACAUUGGUUAGUAAAUCGCGACUCGGCCAGAAAUUGGUUUUGACAUCAUUCGAAAAACAUCCUUCUUGAACAGAAAGUAGGCUCUCAAAAAAAAUUAUUUGGCCUACAGCUGAUUUCUUUUCUCUUUUGACUCAUGAGUUCACCGACCACUGCUUUAGAAGAACAAAACUUAAAUAAGGGGGAAACAAGUUUACUAAAAAGACGGCAGCAAAGCUUGUGAGAUUUAAAAUCCUCAAAUUUAUUUAUAAUAUAAAUUCUAAUAUAAUAACUACAAAAUUCAAAAGGUAGAAAAGAGAGCACAAAAAUAUCACCUGUAUCACAUGACUAUUAAUCCACAUAAUAGAAAUGGUGGAAGUGCUAAUCCACUAAAUGAAUAGGAACCACUCCUCACACUUACAACAUCCGUUCUGAUCUACUCUGUGUCCGAGACAAAUCUUAUUCUACUCCAAAUUAACUCAAGAGUUACUAGUUUAAACUUACAAUGUGUGUCAGUUUCUAGAAAGUCAAUUCAGUCAGUUUUAUUUAAAUGCUUUUAAAAAGAAAUAUAUAUUUUGCUUUGCCAAAUGAUCAAGCAGCAACGUAGUGACAGUCUUUAUUAAAUUGGAACCUCAGUAUUACUGAUAGUAGGAUGAAUACAGCACCGAUUGUUGGUCACUUUUUUGAGUUAAACAAUUCAAUAUUAUGAUAUUAAAUGAACGUAGGCCAGGGUUAGUUACACUUUUUGUUAUUAAAAAAUAACAAACCAGACUUUUUUAGUCUUUGGCUAAACAACAAAUGUCUCAACAAUCUCACACAAGAGAUACAGCUACACAUGAGGUCUUCAAACUAAACAUCUUUUACACAUCAAGCAUAACAACAGUGAUUCUCAUAUAACAACCGUGAUCUACACAUAACAACAGUGAUUCUCAUACCCUUGACAAUAGAUUUUGAAGGAUAAUUUUGUUAGAGUGUCAGUGUUUAUACAGAAAGGGAAGGAUUUAGAAGUAUUGAGUAUUGCAUUUUAGAUUUUUAUUUGUAAAAACAUAUACAUUACUUUUUUUUUCAAAAUGUUACUAGUGCUUGCAGAAAAGUUCGCUUAAAUCUUGGGCAGAAAGGAUUUUUUUUUCAAAAUUAAAUGUUUAAUAAGGAUGCAAAGUAGAAGUACAGAAGUACAGGAAAGCUAAAGAAAAUACAUCGGUGGAUAUGAGGGUAGUGAUUGUUGUAUGUAAAAGUGCAUGCAAUCAAAUGCUCGCUGCUUAAAUGUGUAUAUGAUAGCAUGAAAUCCUGAAUGGAUGCUAUUUGGUCCCAUUUGUAAAAAAAUAAAAUUAAUUUCAUGAAAGGGUUUGUGAUUCGUCAGCAAUUUAAGUCUUUAAAGGAAGGAAUUAACAUGAAAAAGGUGAGUUUGAACAAGCAUAGACGGAAUAUGAAUAUUUCUUCUCCUCUUUGCAUGCAAUUGUGUUGUCUUUUGUUGUACUGAUGAAUGCGUUCAACUAAACAAAUUAAAAUUGAUUGUUUAGGGAUUGGAUAGGCAAACAUUUGUAAAAUGUGAGAUAAGCCGUAACUUUUUCACCGCUAUUAAAAAAAAGCAAAAAUAAACGAAAAAGUCCUCAAUCAUGAUCCUGAACACAAAAAAAAGAUAUAGGGCCUGAAAAUGCAACCUCAACGAAAGUGUAACUACUAUCUUUUGACAUUUUGUAGGCGUUGGAGGAGGUUGGUCAUGUGAUAAAGAAAAAAAAACGUGAACAGAUCUCUCCAUUACUUAACUCACUUCAUUGCUUUAACAUGCAACAUUCCAGGAUUGAUUCUAAUGAAUGAACUGAAAUAAAAUUAAACAUUAGCAGGGGAUGUAUUGUAGCGUGACACAAAUAAAUAAGUUUGUUUAGCUGGUGGAAAAGUUAUCAAUUUGCAAAAGGACCGUUGUCAGAUGUAUUCGUUAUAUUUUGGCUCUAAAAUUUCAUGUAAUUUGAGCACUGGCAACGCAAGUCUCGCAGACCAGAGUCUGUCCACUGACUAUCCUUUGGGGAAUACUGAUGUAGAGACUCGAUGUUUAUUUUUUUAAAUAUUUUUUUUUACUUUAAUAAUAUUUCAUUUUCCAGAACAGUUUUAUUGUCAGGCAGAGAACAUUUUACGAUGGAAAAGUGACCCUGUUUUCUAUCACCCAAAAAUUGUCUGUAAGUAUAUUUUAAAAUGUUUUUAAAUUAUGUAUGCAUACUUUUAUAUUACAUGUAUAAAUGUGGCAAUUCUUCAUUCAAAUAGUUUAACAUAGUAUUUUUUAAAUAUUUUUAACACUUGAAAAGUAUGUCAGCUCAUAAAAACAAAUAUUGUUCUUUCUCAGUUUGUAAAAAAUGUAAGAUAAUCAUUUGAAUGAAAACAACUGUGUUAGGCAUACAAUAGCUUUAACAAUAGUUUGAAUACUUGUAUUCAAUAAAAAGGAACAAUGCGACCAAAAUGUUAAAUUUAUAAUGUUUUAUUUAUUAUAUAUUCACUGUUCCUUAAAUUAUUAACUCAUCGACAGUUAACGACGAAGUUAACAAACCAAGUACAAUUUGUUAACUUCGUCGUUAACUGUCGAUGAGUUAAUAAUAUAUAUAUAUUGUUUUAGAUUUUGUGGAUGAAUGUAAUAAAUGUAUAAGUGCAAAUGUUAAUCUUCAACUAAUCUCGUUAGCUCUUUACGUGAAUAUCGUGCUGAAAAAACGUGUCAAGCUGUAGUGAAAUGAUGACUGUUCCAUUGGUGGAUAAUGAUAGUGGACACAUUCAAAUGUAAAUGUGAUCCUAUUUGAGAGUUCCCAAACCAAUUAAAUUGAAAAGAUAAUGCAUAUUUUUUACUUUAUCACAAAUUAAUGAUACAUAACCAAAUAGAUCAAACUAUCACAAUUUAACCCGUUUGGCUAUCAAUUUUAAAUCUGGGGAAAAUAUGUUGAUAUCUACAAACAUAAUGCAAAACAAACCUUAACAAACCGUGAUACGUACAUUUUCUACACAAAGUAUAACUAUUUACUUCUCAAUGUUUAUUUAUGUUUAAAAAAAAGUUUAUAGAUAAACUUAGUUUAAUUAUGAAUUCUCCUAAUCCUAAUUAAAGGACGCUUCUUUUGCAGCUAGUUGUAAUAAAUGUAAAUCACAAGAAUAGGUUUCUUGAAAAAGUAAUAAUACUCUUGUAUUUUUAGGAAACUCCAUUGAGAUAUAUAUGCUUACUUUCAAUUUUACUUGAAUCUAAAUUAUAACAUAUUAAAUUAAAUUCAAAACAUAGUAGAUGUAUGAUGUUAACAAUGUUUAAAAAAAAUCUGUAUUACAGCAGUACAAGAUCAAACACACUUGGACAUAGGCAUCCUAAUGUCGAUUAUUGAAGCUGUAUUACUAGUUAUCUCAUGGAUUAUUGUUGCUCUAUUGUUUGUAAAAUUGAGGCGUAAGUCUAUUAAAUUUUUAUUUAUUACAAUAAUUCAAACGCAUCGAUAUCCUGUUAUUAACAAAAAAAUAAGUUUAAGUCACAGGCUACUUGGUCACCGAACCAGCUACAUACUAUAUUAGUAUUGAUAGUAUAUUAUGUAGCUGGAAUGACUCUCAAUACAGUCUAUCUCGACGCAUAUUUGAUACAUUAUUUUGUCUACUGAUGACUCAUCUGGGCGUUGGGAUUAAGAAAAAUCAAAUCGGUAAAAUUUAUCAAUUAAUCUCUAACACUUAGACAAUAUCCAAAAUUGGGAGUAUAAUAUUUAAUACUAACAAAAACUGACACUUGAUUAGCAUUGAUUUUUUUUUUCAGGAUACUCAAAUUCUAAGGUGAACCUACCCACCAAAGAAGAUGCUGAAUUAAAACAAAUAAGGGAAAAUGAUGAUGGCUACCUAACUCCCACUGAUGUGACUAAUGUAAAUAUUGCUCAGCAAGUCAGGGGAGAUUAUGACUCAAUAGAACCGCAUCAUGGUUACGAAACAAUCGGUAGAGUUGGAUCAUAGUGUUUAUUAAGUAGUAAUGUUAUGUGAGACGAGUGAUAACAAACAAAAUUAUGUAUAAAACAUAUACAGCAAUUUUUUUUUUUUAAAACAUCCCAUGAAGGACACAUUGUCAGGAAGAUAAAUGGAAACGAAAGAUUAACAAUUCUUUAGAAAAAAACGGCUAAUUUCAUCGAUUAUGUUAAAGCUGAAAAUUAUUUAUGAACAGCUGAUUUGUUUAUCCUUAAUACAGACAAAAUAGUAGACU
Molecule: messenger RNA, 8993 nt
Organism: Lymnaea stagnalis (great pond snail)
Lineage: Eukaryota; Metazoa; Mollusca; Gastropoda; Lymnaeidae
Source: the annotation of a GenBank genome assembly